Messenger RNA from Oncorhynchus kisutch (coho salmon), 630 nucleotides. RefSeq names its product butyrophilin subfamily 1 member A1-like. The coding region runs from base 142 to 630 and encodes 162 amino acids. Gene Ontology annotation, biological process: T cell receptor signaling pathway; regulation of cytokine production. Lineage: Eukaryota; Metazoa; Chordata; Actinopteri; Salmoniformes; Salmonidae. The transcript has 4 exons. Gene Ontology annotation, cellular component: external side of plasma membrane. The record is from RefSeq and is a predicted model, not a curated record. Gene Ontology annotation, molecular function: signaling receptor binding.
UAUUCUAUCUUUUGAAACGUGUUUUCCCUCCUAAAUGUCCAAGUGGGUGUGUAAUACAGUCAUUGAUGGAAAAUGAAAGUGUUCUCAUAUCUACAACUGACUCUCCGGUAGACUUUCCUGGGACCAGCAGUCAGAUGCAUAAUGGAACCUUUGAUUCACAAAGUCUGUUUGCUAACUUUCCUCGUCGUCUUCGAUGCCACUUCAUCUGUUGCAGACCUCAGCCUCAUAGUCCCUCCUGACCCUGUAGUUGCAUCUGCUGGUGAUGACAUCAUCCUUCCCUGUCAUCUCUCUCCUCAAAGUAGUGCUGUUGCCAUGGAUAUCAGGUGGUUUAAGGAGGGAGACUUCACUAACCCCCUGUAUUUGUAUAAGAGCAGAACGGGGGAAGAGGGGGAGGGCUAUAAGGGCAGAGUGAGUCUGUUCACGCAGGAGCUGGAAAGAGGCAACUUAUCGCUGCUGUUGAAGAAUGUCAAGGUGUCAGAUAGGGGACGCUACAAAUGCCAAGCCAGCCACUUGGAUUGGAUCCAGGAACCAGCUGUUGCGCUUCAAGUUACAAAGCAGGGCAGUGUUAUAGAUCUCCAUGAGAAAGCUUUGUCACUGAGUUUUCCAGUCAGCUGUAGACUCUGGAACUGA